This is a messenger RNA of Lodderomyces orthopsilosis Co 90-125, 1338 nucleotides long. RefSeq names its product zinc-coordinating transcription factor (gene SFP1). The record is from RefSeq and is a predicted model, not a curated record. The transcript has a single exon. Gene Ontology annotation, cellular component: nucleus. The coding region runs from base 1 to 1338 and encodes 445 amino acids. Lineage: Eukaryota; Fungi; Ascomycota; Pichiomycetes; Serinales; Debaryomycetaceae.
AUGUUUAAUACAAAGAUUUUUGACGGUGGCUCAAGCACAGGGUCUGCUACAGCAACAGCAGUUAAUAUUCCCCUAAAUAACAAUUCAUCCGAAUCAGGAUCAAGUACAUCAUUUGGUCAGCAGCAGCAGCAACAACAACAGCAACAGCAACAACAGCACAAUAACGACCAGCCGCAACCAAUAGAUAUCACAUUUAAUCAUCGGCCAUCUAUCUUCAACAAUUCCAGAUUUAGAAGGGAAUCAGUAGCGCAUUCGCAAGGUAUGGGUGGUAUUUCAUGGGGAUCUGUCACAAUAGGAUCAUGGUUGAAAGAUGAAGUAAUGUCGGUUAACAUAGGUACAGGACUGAACAAUUUUCUAAACCCUCACAGUAAUCAACAUCACCAUAAUCAACAACAACUGAACCAUCAUAAUUUUCAACUGUCACAUAGUAAUCAUCAAAACUUGAUUAAUCCACGCAGAGGGUCCUUCCGUACCGCUUUCCACCCUAGCAUGUCACCGCAACAACAAACAUCCUAUUUACCAGACUUGGAAGCUGACUAUUGUAAGGACUACAACUGUUGUGGCGAAUUGUUACCAACAUUGCAUGACUUAUUAAGACAUUAUGAAGAGGCUCAUAUACUGGCGUCACCACCAGUAGACACUACUCAGCAUUUGCUAAACAAUAACCGCAAUCGUAACAAUUACAACAACAUACAUAAUGUCAUGGAGACAGUAUCAACAACUGACGUUUUCCUCAAUAAUCAUCAUAAUCCAGGAGUCGAUGUAACUAAAGGAUAUGAUGGUGGCAAUUAUCAAUUUAAUAGCAAUACAGACUCACAUCUUCACCAAAAUCAACAACAACAACAUCAACAACAACAACAACAACAACAACUAGACCAACAACAACAACAACUAAAUCUACAGCAAAAUCACCAGCAAUCACAACUGCAAUUUGCUAAUGGUCAAUUUACAAAUCAACAAUCUCCACUUAGUCCAUCACAAGGAGAAGGUACACCCAUGCAAACCGAUGACGAUGAUAUUUAUAUCGAUGAUCCAGCACGUCAUUUAUACGUAAUGGAAAAUGAAGAAAAUAAACCUUUCAAAUGUCCGGUUAUUGGAUGUGAUAAGACAUACAAGAAUCAAAAUGGGUUGAAAUAUCAUCGUGCCCAUGGCCAUCAAGGACAAAGUUUACGCGAGAACCCUGAUGGUACGAUAUCUAUUAUUGACCCCGAUUCAAAUAGUCCUUAUUUGGAUAAUUCAGCAUUGGAAAAGGAUAAACCUUACCGUUGUGAAGUUUGUGGAAAAAGGUAUAAGAAUCUUAAUGGGUUGAAGUAUCAUCGUGGUCAUACCACACAUUAA